Cucurbitaria berberidis CBS 394.84 is the source of this 2094-nucleotide messenger RNA. RefSeq lists its product as uncharacterized. NCBI's taxonomy places the organism in Eukaryota, Fungi, Ascomycota, Dothideomycetes, Pleosporales, Cucurbitariaceae. The transcript is spliced from 3 exons. The annotation marks the transcript as partial. The record is from RefSeq and is a predicted model, not a curated record.
AUGUCCGAUGUGGUUUCGACCGUAGCAAGGCUGAAGCCAGAAAUUCGUCUCGCGCAAGCAGUUUCGCAAUUCGAAGCCAGCCUCUCAAGUGAACAAAAAGCAGUCUUCCGAGACCAAAGAUCUCGAUCACUCCACUCACCUCCGGAUACCAACGAUGUUAUGCGACUCACCGCACAGAUGAACCGAUCGCAACAGACUGGAGGACGCUGCUUCGGACCACGUUUUACAAAGUUCUUGCAUGGAGUACAGCAAUUUGCAGCGCUCGGGGACGUUAUUGUCGGUGGCUCUCAGAACAUCGUCGCUUGUGGAGUCUGGUCACUAGUACGCAUGGCAUUACUGACGACCGUUAACUAUUUCUCAUACCUUGAGAGCCUAUCUCUCCUCCUCAUGGAAGCUAGUCGAUCGAUUCCACAGCACUAUGAACUGGCUAUACUCUAUCCUCGAUCUAAACCAUUGCAAUCAUAUCUCAUCGAUUACUUCAUCGUAGUUGUUCAAAUCUGCCACAGUUUUCAGUCGCACUCGCGGAAGUCACCCCUUUGGAAGAUCGCCUCGUCCUUGAACGACACCGAUAUGAAGGAAUUCCAAUCAAAGCUCGCAUCCUGGUCCAAUUUGAUUAGCGGAGAAAUUAGCUCUCUAGUCGCUCAUACGACCGAAGAAGAAGCACACAAGAAUUCACGCUUCAGAGCUCUGAUGACUAAAGCAUCGAAGACAACUUCUCAGCAGCAAAAGAUCAAAGCUUUUCAAAGAAUUCUCAAUCUGUGCUCCGAAUACGACUACGAGACUACGUGGAGACAGAUGCGAAAGACCGGAAAUACAACAUUAUACUCGAAAGCCGCCGAGUACAUCGAGUGGAAAGUUGAAUCUAAAUACAACACUCUCGUGUUCAGCGGCAAACUCGGAUCUGGAAAGACUGUCAUGCUGGCCAAUAUUGUUGAUGAUCUUUUUAUCCAAUGUGAAUCCGAGGUCGCCACCGUGGCAUACUUCUUUUGCAGACAUGACCUUGCCAAGAGCCUCGAGGCGCGAACAAUAAUUGGUGCGCUGGUUCGUCAAAUGAUUCGUCCUUUUUUCAACGCAUUCGAUGACAUGGAGUUUGACAACACCUAUCUGGACUACGACGACCUGAUCAGCCUGUUGCGGCAAGUUCUUCCUAGUAAACAUAAAACGUACGUUAUACUCGACGGCUUGGAUAUCUGCAAUCGCGCGGAGCAACAAACCCUGGCGUCGAUCUCUGAAGCAUUUCCUGCUGCAAAAAUCGCUCCAUUACUUGACAACACCCCAGAUAUUGAGGCGUUUAUUGAAGCGCAGUUAACGCUUUGCUUGGAAAAUCGAUCGCUCAUUAUAGGACACCCUUUGCUAAUACUAGACAUUCAUAACGCCUUGUCCAGAGGAUCUAAAGGAAUGUUCCUUUGGGUAGCUCUGCAGAUCAAGUCACUUUGUACUAUGCAAACGGACGAAGAAAUUACGAAUGCCCUGGAGGAUCUUCCCGAAGAUCUAUCUGAGAUCUAUGGUCGAAUUUUACAAAAGUCGCCAGAGUCUAAGAAACCGUACCAAAAACGAAUUCUGGAAAUCGUCACCGCAGCACAACGACCUCUUACUGUUGGAGAAUUACGGGAAGCUUUGAGUGUUAGCCCUGGUGAUACAGUGUGGACUUCAGCUAAGCUUAUCAAUGAUAUCUAUGCGACCAUGGCCAGCUGCGGAUGUCUUCUAGUCGUCGACGAAGAAGAGCGAACAGUGCGGUCCAUACAUCCCAGUGUCGAGCAAUUUCUGCUGAAUCGCUACAAAGACUCUCAGGGCCUCAAUAUCACCAUGGAAGGAUGCCAUAAGACGAUGGCAGAUAUCAUCGUUACCUAUUUGAGCUACGGGGUCUUCGGAACCGAGUUGUCUACCACUCGAAUUCCAGAAGUCAAGGUUGGAUCGGCGCCAGCUACGAUAAUCCAAUCAACCACGGCGUCCCCCAUGAGUGCACAAAGUCUCGCCCUAAAGCUUUUGAAACUCAGGAAACGGCCCGAUUUUGAUGUUGGUAAAACACUCGCAAAGGAGCUUCGCAAUGACCAAAGCCCUAGGGUCCAGGAAUUCAAUUUCCACGAGUAUGCG